Molecule: messenger RNA, 453 nt
Organism: Pseudogymnoascus verrucosus
Lineage: Eukaryota; Fungi; Ascomycota; Leotiomycetes; Thelebolales; Thelebolaceae
Exons: 1
Coding region: 1-453 (150 amino acids)
Source: RefSeq, a predicted model, not a curated record
AUGUCUCCAACCAGCUCCAGCAGCAGCUCCAGUUCCAGUUACAACUCCUUCACUAUCCCCGCCACCCCUCGCACCACCUCCCCCGCCCUCAGCACCGAGGAAACCAGUACCAGCCCAGACCAGCCCGAAACAGCGCUCUCAAAAGGCUCUCAGGAAUUCGCACGGGAAAUCGCCAAGCUCGAGCGCGAAAAGGCUGAGCUACAGCGCGAGAAGGACGAGCUGCAGAAGGAACGUGACGAGCUCGCGUCCGCAUGCAACAAAGCCAAACUAGCAACGGAGCAAAAGAAGGCCACGGAGGCGGAGCGCCAGCGCAAGGAGAUAUACAGCGCGAUGGGUGCGGCGGCAUUCGUAUUGUUCAUCAUGCCGGCGAUAUUCAUAGCCCUCUCGUUGUUCUCUGCACAAUGGGUGGCGUGUAUGAGAAUGCUGAGAUGGGCUGUCCAGGUGGUGGGUUGA